Rotaria sp. Silwood2 is the source of this 510-nucleotide messenger RNA. The record is from the annotation of a GenBank genome assembly. Lineage: Eukaryota; Metazoa; Rotifera; Eurotatoria; Philodinida; Philodinidae.
AUGGCUUUUUUUCAUUUGAAUACAUAUGAUAUCUCCCACUCAAGUCAACAAGUUAAAGUGCCUGAUAAUGGUAUAGCAAAACUAAUGUAUUAUUUAGAUUGCAUGUGUACAUUGAUCGAAUAUGAUGAAUCCAAUCUCAAUCGUCUUCGUGAUUAUAAAAAUUACGAUGAUCUAACUGAUAUAGAAAUCCGUCUCUUAUAUGUCUCCUGUGUUACUCUUGAUCCUGAUGAUUUCAUUGAUAAAAUCAUGUUUGAAGAUCGAAGUGGUAACUUGUGUGGUUCAUCACUUAAUCGAAUGUACGAUUUAGGUGAAAUACAACGAAGUCUUAUGGUAGUAAAUUCCAUUGCUGUUGCUGGUCGAACUCGACGAGUAAAGAAAAUUAUGGCUUAUCGACCACAAUGGUUGUCUAGAUUCUAUACACAACCGAUCGCUCAAUUAACAGCUAUUUUUCAACGUGAACGACAACAACAAGCGGUGCGUGAAUUACUCAAUACAUGUACUAUCUCUUGA